AUGUCAGAACCCGAGGACCAGCCUCAACAACUCAUCAACGGUACCCUCAAACCCCUCAUCGGCAUGGAUUCCAAAUCCACCAUUCCCGUCAUCAAGUCCAAGGCAGAGUACCUGAAAGCCGUCAUGUACGAAGGCGUGACGAUUCUAGAAGGCACAGCAACAUGGUGCCAGCAGUGCAAAGUAAUAGCGCCCGAAGUCGCCAAGCUAGUCGAAGAGUACCCAGACGUAAAGUUCUACCUGUACGACGUCGAGGAGUGCGAGGAUAUCGCGCACGAACUCGGGGUCAGAAGUAUGCCGACGUUUAGCAUUUUCAAGGACGGAGACAUUCAGGAUGGCGUUACGGGCGCGAAGCCCAAGGAGAUUCGGAAGGCGAUUGAAGCGUGCUUAUAG
Molecule: messenger RNA, 390 nt
Organism: Ascochyta rabiei
Lineage: Eukaryota; Fungi; Ascomycota; Dothideomycetes; Pleosporales; Didymellaceae
Exons: 2
Coding region: 1-390 (129 amino acids)
Source: RefSeq, a predicted model, not a curated record